AACCUGUUGACGCGUCCGGGUGAAUGGCAAAUGGCUAUUGUGGGUGUGGGACAGCUGCUUUGUUUACAUUUGCAAUUGAUUGAGGUACAAUUUAAGUUCCCUGCGAGAUAUGCUGCAAAAUAUUUGUCGCAUCUGUGCAGUCGACACGGAUGCCACUAAGGCAAUAAAUCUAUUUGAGAAGAGCGCACGUCAACUUUUGCGACAAAUAAAGCUACUUACCGGCGUUUUUUUGGAGGUCAAACCCGAUUUGCCAGAGGUUAUAUGCAACAUCUGUCUGAAUGAUUUGGACUGUGCCAUAGAGUUUCGCAAGCGAUGCCUGCGCAACCAGAAGAGAUGGAACCAAAAGUACAAUGGAGCGCCCGAUCCUGAAGCAACUGUUCCUGCGUCUACUCAUGUAGUUUGUGUACGUCGCAGUGCGCGCACCCGUGUACGUUGUGCAAGCGAAAACGAGGAUGAGGAAGCGCCAUUGAGUCCCAUUGAAGUGCUCAUAAAAGUGGAACAGCCAAAUAAUCACGCUGACGAAGAUGACGGUAUCGAUCAUUUGGACACGGAAACCUGCAAUGGCAACGAUGACACAACAAAUGUUUCCUCGUUGGAAGAUGAGAACCAUGUGUCACCAAUGGAGACAAAACGUCGGCGACAAUUGCCAAAAUGCACCGUCUCAAAACAGCCGCGCGCCAAGCAAAAGCUACCCGUGUUCUUCUGUGAUCAGUGCGGCAACAACGUCACGGGCAAGUCCGCCUUUGACCGACAUCUGCGCAAACACAAUGGCAUAAGGCCCUUCCAGUGCGAGCAGUGCUCAGCGCGAUUUCUGUCCGCCGGCGAGCUGAAGGGCCAUCAAGUAAUGCACACAGGACACAGGAAAUUUCCAUGCCGCUACUGUGAUCGAACCUACGUCAACUACAGCGGUCGACUGCGUCACGAGCGGACCCACACAAAUGAACGGCCCUUCGUCUGUUCGCACUGUGGCAAGGCGUUCACCAACUCCUACAUAUUAAAAAACCAUAAUCUGGUACAUACGGGCGAGCGUUUGUUUAGGUGCGACUUGUGCGAACGCUCUUUUUCAAGGCCAACUCAUCUAAAGACUCACUAUCGCUCCAAUACUCACAAACAGAAUGUGGAAAAGUCAUGUGUGACACAACAGAAGGCGGGCGAGCUACACACAGUGGAUGCAAUCAUCUUGCCCCAAUCUACCGGAGAGUCGCAGGGCGUGGUAGUUGUUACAGUUGAAGUUCCUUUGGCGCAUUAGUUGCUGUUAAAUCAU
Molecule: messenger RNA, 1264 nt
Organism: Drosophila novamexicana
Lineage: Eukaryota; Metazoa; Arthropoda; Insecta; Diptera; Drosophilidae
Product: transcription factor Ouib
Exons: 4
Coding region: 110-1249 (379 amino acids)
Cellular component (GO): nucleus
Molecular function (GO): zinc ion binding
Source: RefSeq, a predicted model, not a curated record